CAACUUAGUGACUAAACAACAUUGUCUCCUGCAUCACUCCAAAAGCUGUGACCUAGAAUGGAAGACCCCCGAAUCAAGAAAACCCAAAGAUUUUUAGAACGAUUUUCACAUUGCCUUUUUGGGUCUAUUUGUAAGCAUUGGGUGAGAAAACUUUCGUAUCUUUAGGAAACAGGGACUCACUUUCAUCUCUGAUGAGAAGGCCUGCCAUGAUACUAGAGCAGUUGCAUCAAUCACAGAAGUCUUUUCUCUAGCCUGUAACUCUGUUUUCAUUUUGGUGGUUCACUCAGUCUGCAGCUCUUACUGAGGCCCCACUGGCCACUCUGAGACAAGGCCCUGCUUUCCUGGAGCUUCUAGUCGGGGCUGGAGGGGUAGACGAGGAUGACAGUAAGCAGCAGGAAGUGACAGCUGCGUUGAAGAUUAAGCAACGUGGUGUGAGUGGUGUGAUAAGGUGUGACCGGGGCACCGUGUGGUGGUUAGGAAAGACUUCUUUGAGGAAGUCAUUCAUAAACCCAGGAGUGCAUAAGACAGGAAGGUGUCAGAUGUGUGGUCAUUUGAGGGGAGAGCGGUCCACGCAGAGGGACUAGAACAGAAGCUGAACAAGAGCUUGUGGGAGUCAAGAGCUUGCUUCAUAGCUGGGACUGACAGAGGGUGGCAGGCCAGAGAAGUCUGCAGGACAGGGUCGUGUUGUGCGUGGGGAACAAGAUAAGCUCUCCAGCCCUCCAACUCGCCAUGUGGUGAGUUCAAGGUCUGGUCCAACAGCACAAGGGAAUUCACACUAGCCCUGAGCCCUGAAGAUGGUAUCACAGUCUUCGGGCCGGCAGGACUCACCUGUGGACCCCUGGGAAGGGGUCAGCGAUGACCCAGGCAACACCGAUGGCUUGCCCAGCCUCCGGGACACUGAGCACCCCUCCUGCCCAUCAGACAUCAGGUUCACAAGGCACAGAGCUGCCUGGAUUAACCCCCCGUGUGCACAGCAACAGCUGCAGGAUGCGUCCCCCCAGGUGCCCGCAGUGGGGAACAGAGAGAGCCACACUGCGUCCAACACCAAAUCUCCCUUGGGCACGUCACCCUUGUCUCUUGGGGACUCUGUGGUGGAGGCAUCACUGCCGAAGGGCACCACAGACUCUGUGGGCAGCUCCUCUGCCCGGGGCACAGCUGGCAAUGGCAGUGACUCCUCUGUUACCUUGAAGGAAGAGCGGGCAGGGCUCCCAAGACGCUGUCCUCACACGUCUCUGAUCACGAGCUCCAAGACUGUGUCCGGUCCCCCAUGUCCUGAGGAUGGCAGGGCUUUUUUCAAGCCUUCCCAGCUGACAGCUUCUGCUGAUACAGAUGCUGUUCAAGUUGGCGGAAGAACUGUUUCCUCAAAUUCCUUCUCACCAGAGGCAUUCGUUCUCCCUGUUGAUGUAGAAAAGGAAAAUGCCCACUUUUACGUUGCAGAUAUGAUUAUAUCAGUCAUGGAGAAAAUGAAGUGUAAUAUUCUAAGUCAGCAGCACACAGAGACCUGGAGUACAGAAGAGGCUGGCAGGUCACUUGGGAACAGUCAGGCAGACUUGGAAGGGACCUUUUAUACCCACGUAAAGCAGGAAUCUGGGUCUUCCACUUCGUCUGACAGUGGCUAUGAAGGUUGUGUGUUACAGGUCAGCCCAGUGGUUGAAACACCUACUUUCUCAGAGGUGACAGAAGAGGACCGCAAAUGUGACUUUGAUGACUUCGUUAUCGUAGAACUUGGAGAUUUCAGCAAUACCACAGAGCCCUGUGGAUGUUCCUCCGACACCUCUAAGAGUGUCAUUCAUGAGCCAAACUUCAAUUCUGCUGAGCUAAUAGCCAAAGAGUUAUACCGCGUAUUCAAGAAAUGCUGGAUGCUGGCAGAAGUUCAUUAUCAGCUGGCAGGCUCUCUCGAUGCAGCUGGCUCCAUAGUUGUAAAUGAAGAGCGGGUCCAGAAAGACUUUGAAUCCAGCACAGAAGUCGUCCAGGAAAUUAAACUGAAGUCGAGGAUCAGAGGGACCGGAGACUGGGCACCCCCUAGGUUUCAAAUCAUAUUUAAUAUUCAUCCACCACUCAAGAGGGAUCUCGUCGUAAUAGCCCAAAAUUUUUUCUGUGCUGGCUGUGGAACUCCAAUAGAACCUAAGUUCGUGAAGCGGCUCCGGUACUGCGAAUACCUGGGGAAGUACUUCUGCGACUGCUGCCACUCCUACUCGGAGUCCUGCAUUCCCGCCCGGAUCCUCAGGAUGUGGGACUUCCGGAAGUACUACGUCAGCAACUUCUCCAAAUGCCUGCUGGACCACAUAUGGCACGAGCCCAUCUUCAACCUGCUGCACGUCAGCCACGGCUUGUACACCAGGGCCAAGGAACUGGAGAGAGUGAGGGAAAUCCAGGAGCAGCUGUUUCAUAUCAAGAGGCUGUUGAAGACCUGCAGGUUUGCUGAAAGCACUUUAAAGGAAUUUGAGCAGCUGCCGGGACACUUGACGGAGGCGCUCCACUUGUUCUCCCUGGAGGACAUGGUCAAGGUCAAGAAAGGGCUGCUGGCGCCCUUGCUCAAGGACAUUCUGAAAGCUUCCCUCGAGCACGUGGCCAGCUGUGAGCUAUGUCAAGGAAAGGGCUUCAUUUGUGAAUUUUGCCGGAGUACAUCUGUCAUUUUCCCAUUUCAGACUGCAACGUGUAGAAGAUGUUCAGUGUGCAGAGCUUGCUUUCACAAGCAGUGCUUCCAGUCCUCCAAGUGCCCCCGGUGUGCGAGGAUCACAGCGAGGAGAAGACUUCUGGAAAGCCUACCCUCUGCAGCGACGUGAUGUACUUGACUGUAGCGAGAAAGACCAUGCAACAUGCCUUACGAUCACAUCGCUUGUGUCUCCUGUUGAUAACAUUGUUUGACUAUUGUCUAUUAAGAAAAAAGAUGACCAAUAUUCUCUUUAUUAUAUAUAUUUAAUAUUUUUGGAGACUGUGGAUUCUUUGUUAUUAGGAGUAGAGUUGUUACUGGUGCCAAAGAAUGAUCAAACUACCGCACAAUUGCACUCAUCUCACAUGCUAGUGAAGUAAUGCUCAAAAUUCUCCAAGCCAGG
This is a messenger RNA of Bubalus bubalis (water buffalo), 3056 nucleotides long. RefSeq names its product rubicon like autophagy enhancer (gene RUBCNL). Lineage: Eukaryota; Metazoa; Chordata; Mammalia; Artiodactyla; Bovidae. The record is from RefSeq and is a predicted model, not a curated record. Gene Ontology annotation, molecular function: phosphatidylinositol phosphate binding. Gene Ontology annotation, biological process: autophagosome-lysosome fusion; autophagosome maturation; autophagosome-endosome fusion. The coding region runs from base 795 to 2786 and encodes 663 amino acids. Gene Ontology annotation, cellular component: intracellular membrane-bounded organelle; autophagosome membrane. The transcript is spliced from 14 exons.